GCUAGUGUCGUGACGGGGAGGCGGCACCGCCACCACCCAGCGAGGCGGAGCCUCAGAGGCUGCCGGGGAUUGGGGUUAGAAGCGACGACGGCGUUGCCUCCUCUUCUUCAUGGUUAAUUGGGCCCUUGGCUAGGAGGCACAAAGAUUUCCCUCUUCUCUCAGGUUAUGUUUUUCAAGGAAUAAAAUUAUGGGUUCUGAGGAGAAAGAAAAUGAAUUAUACAGAAUCACAACUUCUCAGCAAGCAUUCUCCUCCUGUUGUGGUGCUGUUAUUACAUCAGUUUUGGUGACACCCCUAGAUGUUGUGAAAGUUCGACUGCAAGCCCAGAGCAAUCCAAACCUGAAAGGAAAGGCUUUUUUGGAUUCUGAUGGCUUGACAGAUCAUGUUUAUCUCUAUGAAAAUGGAACUGGCAAAACUUGGCAUAAGACAGGUGGACGUUUUACAGGCAUGACGGAUGCUUUUGUGAAAAUUGUUCAAAGAGAAGGUGUGAAAGGCCUGUGGAGUGGACUACCUCCAUCACUAGCAGUUUCAGUUCCAACUACAGUAAUUUAUUUUACCUGCUAUGAUCAACUACGUGAUGCCUUCGUUUCUAAAAUAGGAGAAGAUAAUGAUUCCAUUCCACUUAUUGCAGGUGGCAUAGCUAGAUUGUGUGCUGCCACUAUAACAAGUCCGAUUGAAAUGAUAAGAACAAGAAUGCAGUCUCGGCGGUUGGCUUAUAAAAAACUGCUUGCUUACGUUAGUAGUAAUGUGGCCAAAAGUGGUUGGCUUUCACUCUGGAAAGGAUGGGGUCCCACUGUUCUUAGAGAUGUCCCAUUCUCAGCACUGUACUGGUGUAACUAUGAAUACUUCAAGAGGAGGUUGUGUAAGAAAUCAGGUAUACAUGAGCCAACAUUCCUUAUCACCUUCUCAUCAGGAGCAGCAGCUGGUUCUAUUGCUGCUCUAUUUACUUUACCUUUUGAUGUCAUUAAAACACACAAGCAGACUGAAAUGUGGGAACCUGAUGUUACACAUGUAGUUUUGUUUUACUCAGCUUCACAACAGAGGAACAUUCCGGUAUGGAAAGUAAUGAAAACAGUUGUUGCUGAAAAUGGAUUUACUGGAUUAUUUACUGGUAUUAUUCCAAGAAUGACAAAAAUUGCUCCUGCUUGUGCCAUAAUGAUCAGCACGUAUGAAUAUGGGAAAUCUUUCUUCCGUGGAAUAAAUAAAGACAAAGCCAUGAAGAACCAUUAAUGCUGUUUCUGUAAACUUGGUGGCAGCAGUGGCCAGUAUGCAUAGAGGGGUGUACUAAGGUGGUCCAUAACAGAAAUUUUACAUUUUCAAAGUAUAGUUGCUAAGUCCCUUGCAAGCCUUAAAUUUGCUCUGCUCAGCAUGAGGACCUACCUCACAAUACACUGAAGAGUACUCCAGCACAUCCUUCUGCCCUCCUAGGCAGCCACUCAGCCACCCAACACAUGGCCAGCUUUAGAAUAUUCCACUUGGGAGAGUUCUAAAACCCAAGGUCAAAGGAACCAUUUAUCUUACCUGUGAAAGGUGUUUCUCCUUGGUUGUUAAGAUGUCUUGAAGGCCACAAAGAUAAACAGAAGGAAAAUUAUGCUUGAUGAAAACCUGGAGAAUGGAAUGGAGACCUUUGCAUGAUUGCUGCUAGUUAAAAGUCUUUCAGUGGGAGCAAUAGGGAAGAAGAGUGGAGGGCUGGUUUUCUUAGCCCAUCCUUCUGCUGUCAGCGUAAAAUCUUCAAAAAGCAAGCUCUGGCUGCAUGCAUAGUCCUAGCCAAUUCAGGCACAGUUGCUCCCAUCCCCAACUCUCCCAGGCAUCUCUAACAAUUGUUCAUCAGAAGUUACAUCUAUUUGCAUCUUAGUUUUCCUUCUCAAGUGCUUAUCUGCUGCCACCUCUUUCAAUGUUCCCAUUCCCCCUUUAACCCCACCCUUCAUCAUCAAGGCUCUGGCUUAACAUUCCUAGCAUAACAUUUGGGUAGUGGGGAUUAAGUAUACAUUUGUCUAUAUUCAUCCUUUGUUACCUUCUCUUUUCUUCCUCCACUGAUUUCCCCAUUGUUGAAGUUUAGACUGUAGAUUAUAGUCUUAUCAGGGUAUAGAUCUAUUGGUAUUACUCAAAAGCCGUAUCUAUGGAUGAUAAUGUACAAUCAAUUAACAUUGUGCAAUUAAAAUGCAACCCUUAAGCCAUGUUUAGGAUGGCUACUGGUAAAGGAAGAAUAUUUUCUUGCAGCUUAACAAAGCAAGUGCUCUUGGAACAUUCAAGUAUUACUGGUGUGAAACUGGAUACCACAAGUUUCUAAUAAAAGCAAUCUGUAAUGCAAA
Rhineura floridana is the source of this 2310-nucleotide messenger RNA. RefSeq names its product solute carrier family 25 member 40 (gene SLC25A40). NCBI's taxonomy places the organism in Eukaryota, Metazoa, Chordata, Lepidosauria, Squamata, Rhineuridae. The record is from RefSeq and is a predicted model, not a curated record. The transcript has 11 exons. Bases 188 to 1228 code for a protein of 346 amino acids. Gene Ontology annotation, biological process: mitochondrial transmembrane transport.